This is a messenger RNA of Astyanax mexicanus (Mexican tetra), 6559 nucleotides long. RefSeq names its product kelch-like family member 8 (gene klhl8). The coding region runs from base 233 to 2077 and encodes 614 amino acids. The transcript has 11 exons. Gene Ontology annotation, molecular function: protein binding. The record is from RefSeq and is a predicted model, not a curated record. Lineage: Eukaryota; Metazoa; Chordata; Actinopteri; Characiformes; Acestrorhamphidae.
CCGCUGUUUAACGACAACAACCCGUCCGGUCGCGUGAACUGGGUCUGUUUCACUCAACAUGAGUGUGGGGUCCGAAAGGGGACGAGGAGCCUGUAGCCCACGUCCUGUUACUGAGCGAGGCUUUGGCAGGAAAAACAAAGGGUCUUUGAUGCAGGACUGCUGUGAAAUCCAGGCUGGCCUUUAUGCAGGGCUGUGAAUGAAUGUUGAUGAGGUGCAGAUGUGUGUGUGAGUGAUGAUGGCACCGGGAGACAUGGUGCCGGAGCACGGGAAACAGCACAAACCCCGGAACAAGUGUGUGCCGCGGUCGCCCAACGGCGAGUGUGAGGCUGACGGCUCGUUCGUGUUUGAGGCGCAGGAGGCCUGGAAGGACUUUCACAACUCCCUCAGACAGUUCUACGAGAACGGAGAGCUCUGCGACGUCACACUCAAGGUGGGGAGCAAACUGAUACCAUGCCACAAGCUGGUGCUGGCCUGCGUCAUCCCGUACUUCCGUGCCAUGUUCCUCUCUGACAUGUCCGAGGCCAAACAGGACCUGAUUGAGAUCCGCGAUUUUGACGGCGAUGCCAUUCAGGACCUGGUGCGCUUUGCUUAUUCCUCUCGGCUGACGCUGACGGUGGAUAACGUGCAGCCCCUGCUGUACGCCGCCUGCAUCCUUCAGGUGGAGCUGGUGGCCCGGGCCUGCUGUGAGUACAUGAAGGCCCACUUCCACCCGUCCAACUGCCUCGCCGUGCGCACCUUCGCCGAGAGCCACAACAGGGUUGACCUGAUGGACAUGGCCGACCGCUACGCCUGCGAGCAUUUCCGCGAGGUGGUGGACUGCGAGGACUUCCCCUGCGUGUCUCCUCAGCAUCUGAAGACGCUGCUCAGCUCCAGCGACCUGAACAUCCACUCGGAGACGCAGGUUUACAAAGCUGCCGUCAAGUGGCUGAAGGCCAACCCCCAGCACCACGAGAUAUGGCUCGACCAGAUCAUGUCUCAGGUGCGUCUUCCCCUGCUGCCGGUGGACUUCCUCACCGGCACUGUGGCCAAAGAGGAGAUGAUCAAAUCCAACCUGAGCUGCAGAGACCUGCUAGACGAGGCCAGGAACUAUCACCUGCACCUCAGCAACAAGAGCGUGCCCGACUUUGAGUAUUCGGUCCGCACCACUCCCCGCAAACACACUGCAGGGGUUCUAUUCUGUGUCGGAGGCCGUGGCGGUUCUGGGGAUCCGUUUCGCAGUAUUGAGUGUUACUCUAUCAGUAAGAACAGCUGGUUCUUCGGGCCCGAGAUGAACAGCAGACGCAGACAUGUGGGAGUAAUCUCAGUCGGAGGUAAAGUGUACGCAGUGGGCGGCCAUGACGGCAGUGAACACCUGGGCAAUAUGGAAAUGUUUGACCCCCUGACCAACAAGUGGAUGAUGAAGGCCUCCAUGAACACUAAGAGGAGGGGAAUCGCACUGGCUGCUUUAGGAGGUCCUAUCUACGCUAUUGGAGGUCUGGAUGAUAACUCCUGUUUCAGUGAUGUGGAGCGGUAUGAUAUAGAGUCGGAUCGCUGGAGCGCCGUGGCCUCCAUGAACACUCCCAGAGGCGGAGUCGGCUCAGUGGCUUUGGGGAGCUACGUCUAUGCUGUGGGAGGAAACGACGGCGUAGCAUCUCUCUCCAGUGUGGAGCGUUUUGACCCACAUCUCAAUAAAUGGACAGAUGUUCGAGAGAUGGGACAGAGACGUGCUGGAAACGGGGUCAGCGAACUCAAUGGCUGCCUCUACGUUGUGGGUGGUUUUGACGAUAAUUCUCCGCUGAGUUCGGUGGAGCGGUUUGAUCCCAGGAUGCACCGCUGGGAGUAUGUCGCAGAGCUGACCACACCCAGAGGCGGAGUCGGCGUCGCCACGGUGAUGGGUCGGGUCUUUGCGGUGGGCGGCCACAACGGCAACAUCUACCUGAACACGGUGGAGGCUUUCGACCCCCGUAUGAACAGGUGGGAGUUGGUGGGGUCUGUGUCUCACUGCAGGGCGGGUGCAGGCGUAGCGGUCUGUGCCACUCACAUCAGUCAGAUACGGGACGUGGGUCAGGGGUCCAGUAACGUGGUGGACUGCAUGUAAGAGUAGGAUCAGAGGACCGAACCACAGCCCCUGUCCCAGCAUUUAUAUACACACCACUCAGUACAGCGCACCACUCCACCCUCAUCUGAACACUCUUCUGUUUUUCAGAUCAUCUAGUCGUAUCACUGUAGAAAAGUUCCUGUUUAUAUAUCAGUAAUUAUUCUCUAUCUUUAUUCUCUCAUAUUCUUAUAUUUUGUAUAACAGUGCUGAAGCUGAGGCAGGAAUCCACAGCCUCUGUUCAAAUAAUUUAAAAAUGUUUUUAGUUUUGUGAAUUCUGGAGUGUUUUUCCUUUUCUGUUUUAUAAUGCAGAUCUUGUCUCUUAUACCUGUGAUCGAACACAUGGCCCAGUGUCACGUUAGAACCCAUCAUAUUGUAGGUGAGGCUGUAGUAAAGGAUAUAAGUACAACAAUAAGUAUGAGUACAGCUCUGGAGAAAAUAAGAGAGCACUUAAUUUGAUUUUAUCAAAUUGAAAACCUCUGGAAUAUAAUCAAGAGGAAGAUGGAUGAUCACAAACCAUCAAACCACCAAACUGAACUGCUUGAAUUUUUACACCAGGAGUAAAGCAGCAUAAAGUUAUCCAAAAGCAGUGUGUAAGACUGGUGGAGGAGAACAUGAUUCCAAGAUGCAUGAAAACUGUGAUAAAAAAAACAGGAUUUUUUUGGGCUCUGCAUCUUUUUUUGUUAUUUCAGCCAUUUCUCAUUUUCUGCAAACAAAUGCUCUAAAUUACAAUAUUUUUAUUUGUAAUGUGGGAGAAAUGUUGUCUGUAGUUUAUAGAAUAAAACAACAAUGUUCAUUUUAUUCAAACAUAAACCUAUAAACAGCAAAAUCAGAGAAACUGAUUCAGAAGCCACUGUAGUGCUCCCCUUUUUUCCAGAGCUGUAUAUAAAUCACCUGAAAAACCAUCCUGCUUCUCUCAGUCCAGUGAUGGGUUCCCACUCAGAGCCUAACAACUGGGCAAAAUGUCUUCGAGAACAUCGUGGAGGCAUGUCUCUAGUAGUUAAAGUUCUCUCACCAAGAGGUACACUACUCUACUGUAGCCUAUAGGACGACAGGAGGAGCACUUUUACACCCUCUUGUGGUGUAAAGACGCCCUAGCGUCUAAUCAAACCACAACUGUAAUCAUUUUCAUAUUUGCCUGAGACACAACUGUGUGUCAAGUUUUGCAGCUAUCGAUAGUGUGCUAUAUUUAAAAAAAAAUGAGUGAGAGAUCUUUAAGGCUAAUUUAGCUGCUCAUCCUUUCCUGUCUCCUGCAACAUCUUAACUUCCCAAGCAAAACCAAGUAAAGAGGCCAGUUUCAGCAAAUCGACAGCAUCGGUACAGAUCUUUUUGAGGGUUCUUCAGAAUGUGGAGUUAAUCUACACCAGAAUGAAAUCAGGUAAAGAUAGUAAGCGCACAAAAUGAGUGAAGAGAGAAUAUGACCUGAAGAUGUUUUCUUUUUAUGCCACAGGCUUGCCAAGUCCCCUGCUCAUUUACGGACAAUCAUUCAGUCAGGUAGUCGGGUUUUAGAAAGGAUUUGAGGUGAUUUAUUUGGGAGAGAUCUUUCUUUGCGAUGGAACGUCUGCCUUAGGAGUGUUUAGGAACACUGUCCAAAUGUUAUUGAGGAAACAUCAUACAAUACUGGGCCUCAUUCACCAACUGUUCUUAAAAAUAAUUUUCUUAAAUGGCUAAAUCCUGGGUCACACCACUUCACCAUCAGCAGCCAGAGUCUGAGAGAGCAUGACAUCACUCCUAAGUAAAAAAAUAUAUAUAUAUUUUAGAUAAAUUCCAGCAUUCACUGAUGUCUUCUGAUUUGGGAUUUGUUCAGUUUAUGAGAACAAUGGGAUCUAUUACUCUAAGAGCUGAACUAUGAGCAAUUCUGCACUUUAUAAACACAUUAUACAUUUUAUGUAGACCUGAAGACUUAUUGCUUUUCUCAAUAACUAAUUUUAGUAAAUUCUUAGUUAGAUGUUGGUGAAUGAGGCUAAAGAGAGCUCUUUUACUUGAUUGAUCAAGCUUCUUGACCUAACUGGAGUUCUAGAUUUUUAGGAAUUCCAUACAAAUAUAUUGUAUAUUCCAGAAUUUAAAGAGCUUGUUGAAUGAGUUAAAAAGUGCCACUUCAAGACUUCUAAGAUCUUCCCAAUCUAGAAAUGUGUACUCCAUUUAAAAUUCUUAAAGGUAUGCUCUCACUUUGGAAAUAUGAAAAAUAUGUAUUUACAAUUUUAGAAUCCUAGAGUUUUAAAGUUUUAGGUCCAUAAUUCUUAGAGUAAAUUUUGUAAAGUUUUUAAAUUCUAAGGUUUUGUUCAAAUCUGUUAGAAUUUCAGGGUCUUUAACAAUUUGUUCUAUAAUUCCAUUAGCUAUAAAGUUCCAUUUUAGAAUUUUUAGAUCUCUGAAAUUAUCUAGUUCUAGAAUUAUGUAAACUAUGUAAAUGUAUAGUUUUUGUAAUUCUAAGAAAUUGUAGACUCUGAAAGCUGUAAAAUUACAGUUCUAGAGAUUUCAAAUUACAAUUUUCAAAUUAGAGUUAUAUUUAUAAAAUUCUAGAGAUUUUCUUGGAAUUCCAAGAGCUCUCCACAUUUUAGAAUUGUGUAAAGUCCAAAAUUCCCCAGAGCAAUGAAGCUUUAACUCUACAUUUCUACGCUUUUGUUCUGGUAUUCUAGGAUUUGAGAUUCUACUUAUUCAGUUCUGAGAGCAGAGAGGUUUCUGUUGUAGAAUCCUGAGGUUUUGUUGCAUUACAUUAGAAGGAUUUUGAGGUUUUAAUUCUACAAGUGUAAAAGCUAUGGAGUUUUAGUUCCGGAAUUGCAAGAGCUUAUUGAAGGCUUUUAAGAGGUCUCCAUUCUAGAAUUGUGUAUAGGUCUCAAAUUCCAAAAGCUAUUGAGUAUUUACUCUGGAAUUCUAAGUAUAUUCUUGGGUAUGAAGUUGCAGUUCUAGAGUUUUAAUUAGAAUCCAAAAGUUUAGGUUUAAUUCAAUUUCAACAAAUUCAAAUGCAACAAAGCUUCUUAAUGAGCUACAAAAAGUCCCAUUUUAUAAUUAUGUUGGUUUUAUGUUCGUAUAUGUAGAACUUAUUAACCCUGGGAAUUGGAAGAGCUUUUAAUUUUUACUCUUUUCAUUUUAACAAUUAUAACAUGCUAGUUGUAGAGUUGUGGAUUUCUACUUCUAGGAUUGUUGAAUUGGGAACUCCUGGGAUUCAGAUGUAUUUUUUGCUGCCAAAUGAAAAUUUAGCCUGUAUGGAGGAAAGUAGCUCUAAGUACGAGUUAAAAUGUUGGACGUUUUCUAUGAUAUUUGUACCUUUAUUUCAUUGACUGUUGUGCACUAAUUUCUUGGACUAGAAACAUGCUUUGAGUAUAUUUUUGUCUGUAUUUUUGGGAAAAAUCGAAUGUUCUCAUAUUAAUGCUAUUUUAAAGUUUAAAGGUUGCUUUUGAUUGUGCCGUUUCCAUCUCUCACACUCUUUUCUCAUCAGCUUUUAUAGACUCUUCUACGCUAGCUGUCUCUCGGGUUUCCUGAGGAAUGUUCUGUUGGGUUCAGUAAUGCUUUCUGUAAAUGCUUCAGACAGUCGUUUCAAUUGGAUGAAUGGAUUAUUCAGAAAUUUAGAUAUAGAAUAUUCAUACAGUAUAUUUAUAUAUGCUUUUAGUUAAUUGAGUCAUGUACCGCAAUCUCUCUUUUCCACUUAGUUAUUUAUGUAUUAAUAGUGUUGAAUUGUGCAGUUACAUUCUGGAAGUGAUGCUGACACAGAUUUUACUUUUUUGCAGAUGUAGAGAGAUAUGUGACAAAUCAUUAGUUAAUCAGUAAAUAUUUACAGAUAUUUAUCACUUUGGCUAUAAACAACAAUGGCGUCAGCUGUUAUAUCCACAGUCUAGUGAGUGACUCUGGUAGAGUGGGUGAAUAAUAUGCUUGAGUAGCAUAUUUAUAUAGAUUUUAAGAAGGAUUAUCUAUUUAAUGCACUGGUCAGACUAAGAAAAUCAUAUCCAGAUGAGGUUAUUUAUUAAACUGCCAUUUUAAUGUGGCGCUUGGCUCGUGCAAUGCAGAUUUUAAUAGCAAAAAAUAUUUGUAAAGAGUAAAUAUAAAAAUAUAAGAAGAGUGCCAGUCUAGUGAUGUAGGUCAAAAACAGCCUGUUUUCUGAUGCAUAUCCUAAUGCACCCAAACCAGGUGAUUUUCUUCUACGUAAGGCAUAAAGAACAUUUGGUCCUAUAGGACUCGAUUGCAGUCGAUUGCCUUAUAGAAGACUUGAGAAUGACUAAAGACUUCGAGAUAAUCAUAUUUUUUGACUGAACUGCUCCGAGUGUGAGGUUUCUGUAUCAGACGGGAAUAUAUUUUGAAUGGCUGAGUUAUUUUAUCUGUGGUUGAUUCACAGGAUCUUUACAGUGGAGUGUUUUGAACUGAUCUUUCUAGUGAAAGUGACUUGUACUGUAGCUGUACUGUAUUUUACUCAACUAUUUGCAUUGAUCAGUCUGUUUGUAUUGUCCAAAUAAAGUUAUAUAAAAUAAAUUCAUAAAGAAAACAGUUUUUUUU